CUCUCUCGGUCACACACUCGUCCCCACAUCCACGCGCACUCCCGCACCCUCCCUCUGCUCGGCACAGCGCUCACUGCGUCGACCACAACAGCACAAAUUCCCUGCCUUCCGCGGAACAACCAGCGUUCUUAAUCGCUACGGAAACCACCCGCACUCUGUUGCCAUGGAGCUCAACUUUGACAACGUCUCUUCCCCCCCCUCCUCCCCUACCAAUGGCCAUUUUGAUGAGCGAGAGAAGCUGUCAUCGCGGAAGCCAGGCACUAGCUCCUUUAGCAACCGCGCUAACGGCCUACCCAGCGCCCGCGACUCGGCCCACUGCAGCUUCUACCGUACGCGCACGCUGCAGACGCUCACCACUGAGAAACGCGCCAAGAAGGUGCGCUUCUACCGUAACGGGGACCGCUACUUCAAGGGGAUCGUUUACGCAGUGGCUAACGACAGGUUCCGCACCUUUGAGGCCCUGCUAGCUGACCUGACCAGAUCGCUAACGGAUCACGCUAACCUGCCACAGGGUGUGCGCUACAUCUUCACCGUCGAUGGCAGCCUAAAGAUCACCAGCCUGGAGGAGCUGGAGGAAGGCGAGUCUUACGUGUGCUCCUCUGAAAACUACUACAAGCGUCUGGACUACACCAAGAAUGUGAAUCCCAACUGGUCAGUGAACGUGAAGGCGUCCUCCUCCAGCUCGGCCGCUAAGAUGGCCGCGGCGUCCGGCGGCUCCUCUGUGUCACGUGAGUCGAAGGACUUCAUCCGGCCCAAGCUGGUGACGGUGAUGCGCAGUGGGUCGCGGCCGCGGAAGGCCGUGCGUGUGCUGCUCAACCGUAAGACUGCCCACUCCUUCGAGCAGGUGCUCACCGACAUCACCGACGCCGUCAAACUGGAGAGUGGAGCUGUCAAGAAAGUUUACACACUGGAUGGAAAACAGGUGACCUGUCUGCAGGACUUCUUUGGGGACGAUGACGUGUUCAUCGCCUGUGGCCCAGAGAAGUUCCGCUAUGCUCAGGAUGACUUCUCCCUCGACGAGAAUGCUCACAUGUCCACAGGAGCUAAGCCCAAGUGGCGAGGGUCUCCUAACCAAGAGUGCCGUAUGAAAGGGGUGAAGCCCCCGUCUGGCCGCUCGGCUAAGAGCCCUGGUCCCAUUCGCCGCAGCAAAUCACCAGCCGAAUCAACCAAUGGAACUGGCUCCAGUAGUCAGCUCUCCACUCCCAUCUCCAAACAGUCUCCCAUCUCCACCCCGACCAGCCCUGGGAGCACCCGCAAGCAGAAGGACCUUUACCUGCCCUUGUCUCUGGACGAUGAGGACUCCCUGGGCGAGUCGGUGUGAGCGCGCUCAGUCACUCCCCCGGCCGCCCUCUGAUGCUCCGCCCAUGAGGCGUGGCUGCGGCUGCUGCCCGCCUCUAGCACCAGCAUCACUCGGUUGCUAUGGUUACACCAGAGGGGAGAAGUCAGGCAGCAUCAGUAAUGGCACUUUGCUAUUGAUUAUGUUCUGAUGAUCUCUCUCUCUCUCUCUCACACACACACACACACACACACACACACACACACACACACACACACACACACACAUAUGCACACGCACACGCACACGCACACAAAGGUUAAACACUGAUACUUUGUAAAUUAUACUUUUGAAUGUCUUUGUUUUUUUUGCUCAUUUCAUUAUGUGAGAUAUAUGCAGGGCAUAUAUUAUCACUGGCAUCAUAAACACCGUGGAUUUCUAAAGACACAGAACAGAAACUUUCUUCUCCUAACACGUCAUCAGUAACAGUAUUUCUUAGUCUUUUUAAGGAUGUUUUCACCAGUGGAUUUACAUAGACUGUUUCUUGUUCAUUUUUUAAAUGUUCAUCUGGGCUCCUUUCAAUGUUGAAAUGUUUUUUUAUUGAUAUAUGGAGACAGGAAGUUUGAUACCAAACUUUACGAUGCUCACUUUGGUAACAACCUUACAGCCACAAAAACACAGUGAGUUCAGUUAUGUGCCUGCACUGACUAAGACAUUUUAACGAUUUUAAUGAUUUUCUAACUUUAUUACCCCCUUUAGGGUUUUUAUUUUUUAAUUAUUCUUCAUUCAGAAUUUAUAAUUAUUAUUGUUGCAAAAAAGGCUUUUGUAACGUUUUAUACUGAGACAAGAGUGUUGAUACCUGCCUUCCUAAGCAGUGGGUGGUUCCGAGGUGGUUGCUUUGAUUUCACUAGAAUGUAACAGUAUCAGUUUUAUCAGUUAGAACUGUUUUAAUAAUGAUAUCCUCACUUAUACUCUCUUUUACAGUCCAUCGGUCAUUCUUCAUCAGUGCUAUCCUGAUCUAAUCGAGAUAAACAAAACAAGUCUGAACACAAACCCAAAAUGAAAAUCCAUUUUGUACAUAGUACAACUAUCCAUUUUGAUAGCUGUUGGCUUGGCUUGCACUCAAGUGAGCCAAAACACUGGCACAGAUACAACCAGUUAAACACGGCGUGAAAAACACGAGAAACAAUUUGACCGUCCGCCGCUAAUGCCUGGAGAAGCACGACGAUCUCAGCACAUACAUCACCUGAGGGCGCACGCGAGGGACGGUCGUCCUGCACAGCGACACUAACUACAUUUGGAUGAGGCUGAUUUAUAAACUGAAAUACAUUUAGAACUUGAUAAUGAUUCCUUAAGUGAUUUAUAAAGCACACUGCGUUAGAAUGCCAUUAUCACUUUACAUAGAACAUUCUGUUCAGUGCGCACCCUUACUUUUCCAUUGGAUACAAAUGUCUUUUGAUGGCAGGUUGUUUUAGUAUGGAAAAGGAAGCAUUUGCUAUGUUUAUGUAAAUACAAUGUACAGUCAUGCUUUACAUUCAACAUACAGGACACAAAACCAUAAAAAUUAAGGAAAAAAAAAACUUGCACAAACCCUCACAUUCAACAUUAUCUCAUGUGUAUCCAUAUUGGUCGUAUUAAUUGAUGAUUCAUCUGUAAAAGCUAAAGGAAAUGUUUUUUUGUGUAAAGGAAGCACCUGCCCUAGGAUCGAGCAGUACAGAAUAAAACCGCCAAAGCUGACAGCCAAUCAGGCCCCCCUGCAUUAAAUGACUAAAGCACACCAACUAACCAACCAACCAACCAUCUCUCCAAAUUAAUGUGACGUCAUAGAACAUGACUCGAGACAAUUGCACUAAAACAAGAGACCAAUUUCAACCUGGUACAGACCAAAAUAUGCAAAGAUAUGGAUCUGGUCAAUUUUCUGCAACAUCUUCAGUGGAAAUUGUUGCAAAUUGAUAUAAAAACGUGGAUCUCUCUUGCUAGAAGUGUUGUUAGGCAUGUUCAAAUAUGCAAUGAUUCCAAGUUUUGUAGAAGCCAAAGUCUGUACUGAGCGGAAGGGCCCAGAUUUGACAAGUCUGAAAAACUCAAGUGAUUCUGUAUGUCCCCCGUGUUCCCUGUAGAUAGCCCCACCCCUUGUGUCCAUUAAGCAUGCAGUCCUGCAUCUGCCCCUGCAGCUCUCCUCCACCUCCAGCUCCACCUCCAACUACCACUACACCCCCACACACACCUAGAGCUACAACCACCUACAACUACACCCACACACACACCUAGAGCUACAAUUACACCUAGAGAUACACCUGCAGGUACAGCUCACCUACAGGUAGACCUACAUGUAAAGCCACAGAUCACCUCCACUUAGAGCUGUCCUCCACCCACAAUUCACCUCCAGCUCCUGCUCCACCCAUACCCACAGCUUACACCCACAGAUAUAGCUACAUAUCAACCUCCAGCUCCACUCACAGACACAGCUUCAGCUGCACCUCCACCUAAACAACUCACACAGCUACAACUCCACCCAUAGCUACAACUCCAUCUACGGCUCUGGCUCCAACUCCACCUAAAGCUACAACUCCACCCAUAGCUACACCUCCACCUACAGCUCCACCUUCACUUACUGCUUAACACGUACAGCUACACCUCCACACCUCCUACAGAUACACAUACAGCUAAAGCUCACCUCCACCUCCACCUUCACCUACCUAAACAUUUCACAGCACCAUGCCAGUUUUAACAGAGUUACAUGUGAUCAAACGACUAGCUGGAGGGUGUGAUUGAGAGCUGCCAGACAUGUCAAAAGAACCAUCCAUCACGCGUCUCACGGUUCCUGUUCUGGAAUAUUUAGCUCCAAAGGUCUCCUGAACUCUUAGGUGCCAAAUAUUCCUGCAGGGUUACACUCCAGAAUGUUGUGUUUUUCACUGCAUUGGUGUUGUCAUCAGUUACGCCCUAUUUACCACACCGUGAGCAGAACUAGCGGGAGGCAUCUCCAAACCCAUCCAAUCAGGUUCACUUGAGAGCUGAAAAGAGCCUUAAGGCCAACGUCCACUGGCGACGACUCAAGAGAUAGAACCGUUUUCUAAACUUUGCCGUCGACGUGCGUCAGACGCCACCAGUAGACUUUGCUCUGUUAAAAGUAAUGUAGUUCUAAACUUUGGCGUCACUUGACGCGCGUCAGAUGCCGUUAGUGGGCGUUGGCCUUUAGAAGGAGCUACACUAAGGAGGAGGAGCCAUAGCCCACAGACCCCACUGUCCUCCUAGACUAGUCAGAGUUGAGCAUUCCAUAUGACUACUACCGUUUAAGAUCAGGAAUGAAGCGUGACAAGAGUGUACCUUUAAGAGGAAUGUUUGUGACCUGUUUGUUUAGGCUUUUCUGUGGGAACAGUAGUUGCAUGGAUUGUCCCCUUUUUGAAGAAUGAAAAGACUUUGGAAAAUUAUGAAGUAAUCGAUAAUAAUCAGCAUUAGUUUUAGGAUGACAAAGCAUCUUGCACACUUCCAUGGUAUUUUUAAGUAUUUGUCAUCCCAUGUUAAAUACGAGCCCUGCGCUCCUGCCUAAGAGAGACUCAGUACUUUUGGACUUUUCUUCACAAUGACUUGUUAGUCACAGCAGAGUCAGACCAGGCAGUCGACGGACUCCUCGGAACCGGACAGGUCCAGAACCCACAGGGUGCCCAGACCCCAGCAGAACCCACCACGCCUCUGUAUGGGUGAUAGUUGUGUGUUGAUGGAGGUUGGACCUGCAGCUAUUUAACAGCUAGAGGUGCUGUGUGCUGCUGGGUUUGAGUGCUAGGUGUUGCUUACGCCAGUCAGACGGAGCACAGGAUAUGGAGACCAUGCUCUGAACAUUGUCUCUGUGUGUGUGUGUGUGUGUGUGUGUGUAUGUGUGUGUGUGUAUGUGUGUGUGUAUCUGUUGCAUGUCUGUUUUUACACACUCCCUCCCUCAGCCCGCGUUCAGUCGAGAUGUCAGUGGUUUUACUCUCUUUGCGUCUGUUCCCGUGUCUAACAAUAAAAUGCCCCUCUUUCGCCCUCAUGACUGUUUUUAAGAAAGCUAAAAGCAAUCGUUCUCUUUUUUCUUUAACUGUCUUUAGAACUCAGUCUGUUCAUGUCUGUAGACAACAGAAAGGUCAAAAUGAAAUCAAAUCUCUUUUUCUCCACAGUUGAUGAGUAGAAAUGUUUAAGGUGAAUAAUGAACAAGGGAAAAGAGGAGACCAGUUCCUCUGCUUCUCCCUUUGGUGCCUUUCUGUUUUCUUUUGUACACUCGACCAGACACCAACGACUUUAGUCACGGAGGCAAUGAGCUUCAAACUGUACCGUCUUGUUUUUCUGUACCAUAAUGUUUGUAUGAAACUCCAAGAUACUGCUUCUAACAGCAACAAAAUUGUUCUUCUGAAAAUGUUUUUAAGUUUCCAUGAAAGCGCUUCUCCCUGUUCAAGUUCUACUUCCUGCUUUUAGUCAAUAAAAGCUGUUGUCAUGGUAA
This is a messenger RNA of Alosa alosa (allis shad), 5744 nucleotides long. Its product is annotated as neuronal migration protein doublecortin-like. Gene Ontology annotation, cellular component: axoneme. Gene Ontology annotation, biological process: retina development in camera-type eye; intracellular signal transduction; axoneme assembly. NCBI's taxonomy places the organism in Eukaryota, Metazoa, Chordata, Actinopteri, Clupeiformes, Clupeidae. The record is from RefSeq and is a predicted model, not a curated record.